Molecule: messenger RNA, 561 nt
Organism: Trypanosoma rangeli
Lineage: Eukaryota; Euglenozoa; Kinetoplastea; Trypanosomatida; Trypanosomatidae
Exons: 1
Coding region: 1-561 (186 amino acids)
Molecular function (GO): protein binding
Source: RefSeq, a predicted model, not a curated record
AUGAUGGAGGGAUAUAGUGAUUACCUAUCCAGUGGGUUUCAUCUGCUACAGACAAAACCCCUAGAAGUCACAUACAGUGCGAUGGCAGAGUGUGCAAUGUGUGUAGAGCGCGUAAAAAUUGUGGAACGGCAGGCUGUACCGCGAAUUGAAAUGGAUGCGCUGCGCGAGCGACUUAAAAGCGUUGAGCGCGCUAUAGCCCUGAUGGGGAAUGCUAUUCCCUCUGGGAGGACGGUGGGCGAUCACACCCCUAUCCUGCCCUCUGUAGGUCCGUCCAAGGGCAGGGAAUUUACGGCGGCUGUGGAACGCUUCGGACUGCUGGGGUUACGCCUCCAGGAUGGCGGCGAUGAACCGAAGGGUCUUAUCGUCAUGGAAGUGGCAUCAAACUCUGCCGCAUCGAAGGCCCAACUUCGCCCCGGACACAUCAUCUCUCACGUGGGUACUGCCCCUGUGACUACGCUGAGUGAUUUCGCUGAAGCGAUUCAAGGGAGUGAUGCGGUGGUGAAACUAGCUGUGUAUGAUCCGGAGGCUGCACGGGUGCGUGUCGUGACCUUAGGACUCUGA